Molecule: messenger RNA, 546 nt
Organism: Malus domestica (apple)
Lineage: Eukaryota; Viridiplantae; Streptophyta; Magnoliopsida; Rosales; Rosaceae
Source: RefSeq, a predicted model, not a curated record
AUGAAGUUGGGGAGGUUAUUGUUCGAGUUGUUGUCGGAGGCUCUUGGCCUUAAGCCAAGUAACAUGAAUGACAUAGAUUGCAGUGAGGGGCUUGUGAUUCGAGGCCAUUACUAUCCUCCUUGUCCACAGCCAGAGUUGACUAUGGGCACAAGCAAUCAUGCUGACAAUGACUUCCUCACAAUCCUUCUGCAAGAUCAUAUUGGAGGUCUUCAAGUUCUUCAUCAGAGCAAGUGGGUUGAUGUUCCCGUUGUGCCUGGUGCACUUGUGGUUGCAUUGGAGAUCUUCUACAGGCAACUCAUAUCAAACGAUAGAUUCAAGAGCAUACAACACAGGGUACUGGCAAACUGUGUAGGACCAAGGAUAUUUGUUGCGAGCUUCUUCUGCACAGGGAUGUUACCGUUGACAAAACUCUAUGGACCAAUCAAGGAGUUAUUAUCGGAAGACAAUCCUCCAAAAUACAGGGAGACAACUGUGACGGACUAUGUUGCUUACUUCAACAACAAAGGCCUUAGUGGCACCUCUGCCUUGUCUAAUUUCAAGCUCUGA